This is a messenger RNA of Aethina tumida (small hive beetle), 1190 nucleotides long. RefSeq lists its product as uncharacterized. The record is from RefSeq and is a predicted model, not a curated record. Gene Ontology annotation, molecular function: chromatin binding. Bases 99 to 1103 code for a protein of 334 amino acids. Lineage: Eukaryota; Metazoa; Arthropoda; Insecta; Coleoptera; Nitidulidae. Gene Ontology annotation, biological process: mitotic G2 DNA damage checkpoint signaling. The transcript is spliced from 2 exons. Gene Ontology annotation, cellular component: nucleus.
CCAAGGUAAAUGUGGUAACAUAACAUUCUGUCAACAUAACCUAAAACUUUUUAUAUGGUAAACAAAUCUAUAGAAAAGAUUCUAUACGAACUGACAAGAUGCCGCAAUGUUUUCAUGUUCUUCGAUGUUUUAACUGCAAUUUAUUUCAAGUAAUUAUAAUUAAACAUAGUGGACAUCAAGUCAAAAAAAUUCCAAAGUGGAUUUGUAAAGUGUGUGGUGAAAAACAGUCUGUAAAGAAGGUAUUUGGUAAUGGAACAGGAAAGGAAUGUAGACUGUUUGUACAAGAAUUAAAUGAGAAGCAAAUAUUAAAUGACUCGAUAACUAGUGAAAACUUUGAAAGGGAAUAUGAACGUCCUAAUGUAUUGAGGAAAGAAGAUGAAACUAUUAUUAAUAUUUUUAAGAAUGAAGAUGUAAUUGCAAAAAGUAAAUGGGAAGAGUUUAAAAGUUCUUCCGAGGAUGAGGAUCAGGCUACAAAUGCAGAUGAUGCAUCUUCAACUUUUUGUUUCCAGUUGCCUCAGAAAAAGAGGGCUAAAAAUAAACAAGGAACAUCAAAUAAAAGGAAGAGGAAUGAAAAUGAUAAUGGCAAUGUUAAUAAAUGGGAAACCUCAAAGAUAAAAGUCAUGCAAGAAGAUUGUCAUGAGAACUACACACAGAUUUCACAAAAUGAUAAUUAUGUAAAGUCAAAAAUAAAAAAUUAUAAGACUAGUGAUGUUCACCAAAGUACAUUACAUUCAUUGGACAACAAAAUAUUGGAAGAAAUACCUUGUGAAUCAAUAAUAAAAAAUAAAUAUAUCAAAAAUAAUGAACUUAAAGUUACUACAAAUGAUUUAAAUAACAAAACUAUAAAUACACAUAGUAAAUGGAAUGAAUGUUUGGAUGAUCAAAUAGAUGAAACUGGACUUGAACGAUGUAUCUCUGAGAAAUCUAUAAAUAACAGAUGGGAUGAAUCUGUAGAAGUGAAUGUUAAUGAUAUAAAUGAAAAAGAAGAAAUUUCAGAUAAUUUAAGAAACGUUGAAAAGGAAUCUAAUUUUGAAAAUAACGAUGUACCUAGCAAGAAGUCAAUAUUUGAAUCAGAAGAUGACAAUUUUAAUUUUGAAAUUUAGAUUAAAGAAUUUAACCGAUAUUUGUGUUAUAACUAUAUGUAAAUGAAUAUUUAUUUGUCGUAUUUAUUAAUAAAUUAUAUUUUUUUU